This is a messenger RNA of Clarias gariepinus (North African catfish), 723 nucleotides long. RefSeq names its product MORN repeat-containing protein 3-like. The record is from RefSeq and is a predicted model, not a curated record. The coding region runs from base 10 to 723 and encodes 237 amino acids. Lineage: Eukaryota; Metazoa; Chordata; Actinopteri; Siluriformes; Clariidae. The transcript has a single exon.
UGAUGUGUAAUGGCUUUGAUCGGAAAGUUAAAAACCAAAGAGUCCCGAUUUAAAAGUUUGGAGGACAAGGCGCAGAAGAACGGCCUCUACCACGCAAUCUACAGUCCCAACGGGGACAGUUACACCGGAGAGUGGCUGAGUGACCUGAGACACGGCUACGGGACUCAGGUGUGGAAGAGAGACGGAGUCCGGUACGAGGGCGAGUGGAAGCGGGACGGGCGGGACGGAUUCGGGACUCUGUACAGACGCCAGCCGCCGACUCAGAUGUAUUCCAAAGUGUAUUUCGGGGGAUGGAGGGACGACAAGAAGGACGGGUUCGGGACCUACUUCUACAGCGACGCGGCGCGGUAUGAGGGCAUGUGGGUGCAGAACGAGAGGAGCGAAUUCGGGAAGAUGAUGUAUGAGAACGGAGACGUUUAUGAAGGAGAGUGGUUCAGGGAUAAACCUCACGGCCAGGGCGUGCUCGUGCUCAGGAACGGGAACAGGUACGAGGGCUACAUGAAGGACGGGAAGAAACACGGACACGGACGCUUCAUCUACAAGGACAAGUGUCAGGUGUACGAGGGCUUCUGGGAGAACGAUUUCCCCACGAGUGGGACGAUGUCUGAUGUCGAUCACGCGAAGCCUGUAGAAACACCGGAGCAGAAGACACCGUUAGACCUGCAGGACACUGAAGCACUGCUGAUGCACCGACUCGGCCGAUUCCUUCCGAGUGAAAAAUGA